Molecule: messenger RNA, 1836 nt
Organism: Penicillium macrosclerotiorum
Lineage: Eukaryota; Fungi; Ascomycota; Eurotiomycetes; Eurotiales; Aspergillaceae
Exons: 4
Coding region: 1-1836 (611 amino acids)
Source: RefSeq, a predicted model, not a curated record
AUGGACCGUCAGAGAGACGCGCUCUUGGAUGAUGAGUUCUUUGACGAGAACAUUCCUCUUAAUGGAGGAGAGUCAGCCGCGCAUUCGGGGGUCGAUCCCCAUGCAAAUUUGCCAGUCUACCGCACAAUUCAUCGCAUUCGUCGAAUCAUCAUGACCAGCAUAGAUGAUCCAUAUACGCCAGAACAGCUACGGGAUCCGCAAAUGAAUAUGUUGAUUGUGAGACCCCUGGUUGAUCAACUAUACGAUCCAGGGGAUGUGUCUAUCGUUUACUGUCUUCUAGUCAAUCGAACGCAAUUUUUACGUGAGCAACACUAUCAAGGGCAUUUGCAGACUGUCAGUGUUACCCGCGCUGCCCUUUGUGAAAUCAUAGCUAGUCGGGUGUUUCGACGAUUUGACGAGGACAAUCCUGGCCAAGCAGGUCUUUUGCUACUUGCCAAUAUUCUGGUCGCGGGGUUCGAACCGUUCCAGAACGCACCGGAAUCUAUCGCAAGGACACUCCCGAACGCGCUGCAAUGGCCAGUACAGAAACGUGGAGGCUACGAGCGUAAAAUCACGGCUCUGGAAGUUGCCAUCAUAUCGGAAAGCAAAAUCUUGCUCAGCUCAUCUUCAUGUCAGAAGGUGGUCGAUGCUGUUUACCGUGGAAAGAUCAUCUACACACCUCUUUCAUUUGUCGACAUCAUCCCUGAUCAUUACAAGCAUCACCCGAUAUCCCUAUACAAUCCUCGUAACGCGCCCAUUCUGAAUCACUACCGCCUCAUAGUCCCACGGUUACGUAACAUAAUUGAAAUAUGCCAGUUCGCUCUCCUUCUGCUGCUCUACGGCCUUGCAAUGGUUUACCGUGAUGGGAUCAACAUAACCGGAUAUGAGGCAACCUUCUGUGCUUAUGCAAGUGGGUGGUUGCUCGAGGAAUUUGCAGCCAUCAUAGAGCAUGGGUGGUAUGUACACACACAAAAUGUGUGGUCCUUUCUUGACAUCGCAUUUUUUGGUAUCUACUCCAUCUAUCUCGCACUGCGAACGUAUGCCGCCGCCGUCGGAGAUGCGGAUAUGGCUGCUAGUGCUCUUGACAUCUUAUGCGUCGCAGCGCCCGUACUUCUGCCGCGACUGGCGUUCAACGUCAUGCCAGAUAACGUGUUCUUUAUCUCGCUGAGAGCCAUGAUGAGGGAUUUCUCUGUCCUGACAUUGCUGGCCACGUGGUGUUUUGCCGGCUUCUUUCUAUCCAUGAAAUGGCUGAUUGAUACUCGUUCCGAAAAUGUCGUCGAUUCGCCUGGCUCGGCCACUAUUACAAAGUGGAUGCUCUGGAUUUGGUUUGGCCUUGAUGGAACCGGAUUUGAGCGCUCGGUCGACUUCCAUGUCCUCCUCGGACCUGCUCUGAUGAUCGCAUUUGCCUUUCUAGGUAACACGCUCUUCCUGACCGUCUUGGUAUCCAUGCUCACCAAUACAUUUGCAAAAAUCGUGGACAAUGCGACGGCAGAAGUCCACUUUCGUCGAGCAGUACUCACUUUUGAAGGUGUCAAAAGCGACGCCAUUUUCGCCUAUCGGCCGCCGCUGAAUAUCCUUGCGCUAGUGAUUCUCUUACCUCUCAAGUUCCUCCUUUCGCCAAGAUGGUUCCACAAAGUCAACAUAGCAGCUGCAAGGUUUUUUAACGCCCCUUUGCUGUUGGCGAUUGCUCUCUACGAGCGGCACCAGUUGUGGCGGGCCCCAAAACACGACGCCAACCGAUCGUACAAACGAAGCUCACUCUUUCAGUGGACUUUCUCCGGAUUCUCUCCACACGGUGACAUUCAAGCUGUGUUUGAUACUGAACCCCCCAAAACUGUGUGCUGCCCGGCUACCUGA